This is a messenger RNA of Bemisia tabaci, 5082 nucleotides long. RefSeq names its product Mediator complex subunit 25. Gene Ontology annotation, biological process: positive regulation of transcription by RNA polymerase II. The record is from RefSeq and is a predicted model, not a curated record. NCBI's taxonomy places the organism in Eukaryota, Metazoa, Arthropoda, Insecta, Hemiptera, Aleyrodidae. Gene Ontology annotation, cellular component: transcription regulator complex; mediator complex.
GUUUACCAUUACUAUUACAGUCACCGAUUAGUUGGUAAUGCCAGUGGAAUUGAUUAUUCUUGAAACAGAAGUGGAUUAAUAUUUUACAAAAGGAGCACUAAGUGUCUUAAAGAAAUGUAAAAGCUUUUCCGUCUCAGUGGCUCGCCUAGGUGUAUUAUUACUUACAGCAUCAGAAGAUGGGUUCUUCAAUGCAAGACUGCAGCCAAGCAGACAUAGUGUUCCUCAUAGAGGCCACUGCAAUGAAUGGGGCAUAUAUAAAUGAUUUAAAAUCAAAUUAUGUCGUUCCAACUUUAGAGUAUUUCAGUCAAGGUCCCAUAGAAGACAAAGAGUACUUUGAGAGCACAAAUGCCCUUUACGGAUUGGUGACCUACAGAUCAUCAGAUUGUCUAUUACAGCCAAGUAGUAAAUGCUAUGGACCGUAUACCAAUCCUCACCGUUUCCUCCAUAUGUUUGAAAAUGUUUCUCAAAAAAUGUCAGGUGGUCGGGGAGAAUCACAUGCUCAUAUUGCUGAAGGAUUCGCAACUGCGCUUCAAUAUUUUGAGGAUUUAGUACAAAAAAGGGAAACUGGCGCGACUCCUCAAAAACACUGUAUUCUCAUCUGCAAUUCUCCACCUUAUUCGAUGCCUGUCAUGGAAUCUCACACUUAUUCUGGACACACUGCUGAAAACCUAGCCUCAGAAUUAGUCCAAAGAGGAAUACAUCUAUCUGUUGUCUCUCCACGCAAAAUACCUGCCCUCUUUAAAUUGUAUGAAAAAGCUGGUGGCGAUUUGCAAACAUCACAAACAAAGAAUUAUGCCAAGGAUCCUCGUCAUUUAGUUCUUCUCAAAGGUUUUAGUUUGAAGGAGCGACCUGUAAGUCCUUGCGGAGGAGCAGGAGUCAGCACUUUGGGAACUCCACAUGCUGCAUUACCAUUACAGUCCAUGCCAAGUCCAUCGACAGCUAACAUUGGGUCUCCAAUGACGCCAAGCUCCACACAGCAAAAUGUAGUCCCCCCACAAACCGCUGUUGUGCCUCCGUUCAGAGCUAGUCAACAGAAUCCUCAGGCGAUAUCAAUGAAUCAGUCUCCGCUCCCCAACCAAGCGCAGAUACCACAGUCUCAACCCCAGCAGCAGGUGCCACAACAGGCUCCUCAAAUGGUACCUGGAAUGGGUGGCCCACGGCCAGUGGGUAUGAUGCAGAACUUCAAUCCUCCCUACAUUCAACAAGGGGCUCGUCCAAUGGGCCGAUGGCCACCCAUGAUGGGCCCAGGGCCUCAACAGCGACCUCCAAUGGUUUUCAACCCUCAGCAGUCUUCUCAGCAACAGCAGCAGCAACAAGGUUCGGCGCUUAUUGCACAGCUCACACAACCACCCUCUUCUAUGGCACCUCAGUUCCCGAGGAUGGAUAAUUCAUCCAUGAUGAGUGGGAACAUGAACCAAGGUGUGAACCAGCAACCAACCUUAAGAAUGAUGGUGCCGCAGCAAGCUGGGCCUGGCCCAGUACCUGGCAUUGGCCCCGGUCCAGGUCCUCUUGUGGGUCCUGGCCCUCCAACUGGCAUUGUCCAGCCACAGAUUCAGCAAGGAAUGCCUCCUAAUCCUCAGCAGAGUGGACGAGAAAGACAUACAAUUUGGCAUGGAGUAGUUGAGUGGAUAGAAAAACCGAAGAUAGAACCUCAGAAAAUAACUCGCAAUGUGCCAUGUACUGUAUCAGCUAAUAGCAAAGACGGUGAACCUGAAUUGAAAGCGGACUCGUGGCCGCAGAAACUUGUUAUGCAGCUUAUGCCAAAACAGUUGAUCGGAAAUAUCGGUGGAUCUUGUUUGAAGAACUCUAAAUCUGUAUUAUUCCACCCUCAACCAUGCGAGGCUUUAGACUCCUUGACUAAAGUUAUGAGCGGUGGAUAUGCUGGUUGUGUUCAUUUCACAAGUGUUCCCUCUCCCGCUGCUUGCGACAUCAAAGUUCUCAUUUUACUAUACACAACAGAGAAGAGAGCAUAUCUUGGUUUCAUCCCCAAUGAUCAAGCUGCUUUUGUGGACAGACUGAGGAAGGUUAUUCAACAGCAGAAGACAGGUCAAGCCAUAAUGAGGGCUCAGGGUGGGCAACCAGGGCCUGGUCCUUCACCAGGAAGCUUGGAACCUAUGCCAGGUCAACAACCAGGAAUGAUGGGUCCGGGAAUGAUGAGACCUGGUCUCCCGGGACCAAUGCAGCCUGGAAUGAUGGGCCCUCAGCAACCCCCCAACAUGGGAGAUCCAAUUGUAAGCCAAGCAGGAGGUAUGAUGAAUCCUAUCGGUGGUAACCAACAGUCUAAUUCGAAUUCUGUGAUGUCUGCUGCACCGCCUCUAUCCACAACUGCAACUAGCCAACAGCCUCCAACUAACACCAUCUCCAUGCAAGGAACUGGACCCCGUGGACCAGGCAUGAUGGGACAAAGACCUCCUUUUGGCAACCAAAUGGAGGCAGCCAGGCAACAAAAUUUGGCCAAGAUUGAGCAGCUGAGACAAACACUAGAAGCUGCCCAGAGACAAGAGUUGCAAUAUGUAGAGAUUAUGAGUCACAUGCCUCCUGUAAAACAAAUUGAACAAAAUUUGGAGCACGCUCAGUUGCAAGAAAUGCAGUAUAAAAGUCAACUUGAGGAGCAGCACAAACAGCAAUUGCGGGUCCAACUUCAGCAGCAGAUGCAACAGCAACAGGUCGGUAUGGGUCCGCGCCCGCCACAGCAGCAAGGAGGCGGCCCUCAGCCUCCUCAACAGCAGCCUGGACCUGGUGGAGUACCACAGCAACCUGGACCAGUGAACCAGCAACGAAUGAUGCGUCCUCUACUAUCAAACAACAGUCCUGGCUUACGACAUCUAUUGCAGCAACAGCAGCAACCUCAGUAUCGCCAGCAAGUUAUGGGGAUGCAACCACCCAUACAGCAAGGUAUGGCACAGCAAAGACCACAGCAAAUGCUACAGAACCCAGGACCUGGAGGACAGCAGCAACCUGGCGGUCAGCAAUUUGAUGAAGUCCCUAAUUUUGAUUUUCUUUCCUAAUUUUAUUGAAACAUCCUGUAUCUCUAACUCCCACCUGUUUACAUCAGCAACAUAUUUUUCUGUGAAGAGUUUUGGGCUUCACCCAGUCUGGAAACGUUGGGAUAGUGAUGUUCUUCUCUGUUAACAUUAUUCUUUCAGCCAUUGUUUAAUCUCCAUGUGAAAGAUAAGUGACGAGGUCUUUUGGCUAUACAGAUGAAAUGAAAGUGAACUAGAAAAAUAGAGGAAUCAUGAUUUUAUGUACAAAUGACAAUUUUGAAGUUGAAUAACUUCGUCAAUCGUGGAGACUGUAAAAACAGAACAUAGAAUCCCCCAGGUAGACAAGAGCUCAUUUUCCCUCCCUUUUAAAAUGAUGAAAGUAUGUAUUAGUAAUGGGGGAUUAAUUAGAGAUCUUAGUGUGUAGAUGCACUCGAUAAACAAACUUGGUAAUGAUUGCUGAAUUUUGAUUUUGAUCCAACUCACACCUGUAGUUAAGAAACUUGAAGCCCUGCUAACAUUUGGAAAAUUUUGUUGUUUUUUUGCAAGACUUAAGUUUACAACAAAGCUAUAGUUUUAAAUCCACUUAUGGAUGCCUGCACCGCAUUUGCAUUAGGACUUUUCUGUUACUGGAUAUCUCUUUCUGUGCUCCAUGUGUUUUUGGUAAAUAGUAAUGGUGGAAUAGAUUUUCCAUGAAACUUUUAAAAGGGAAAGAAGAAUUAUUUGGCUUUGAAUGAGAAAAAGAAACAAUUAUUUUGACCCAGAAGUCCCUGAGAUCAGUAUAAUUCUUUUUUACUGAGGUUUCUGAUCCAGGAUUUUUAUUUACAUCUGUAAGAGUUUUAAUACAUUUUUCAAAGUUAUUUAUAAUUUAUACAUUUUUUAAUUUUCUCUAGCCCACAGGGGCUGGAUAUGGAACAUGAAUUAUCAUGGAGAAUUAGUUUAUUAUUUUAGUUUAAAAAAGCAUGUAUCUUGGAUGGAUGAAAAAUUCUACUUUUAAAAUUGCUAGGUGUGAUAUAUUGUUAGAAAAUGAAAAGGCCCCUUUCUUAGACAGUGGUAGGCUGUAAAAUCUUAUUAUUGUGGGCGACUUUGGUUUCAGAAGAACUCAAAAACAGUUAAAAUGGCUAGACAUUACUCAUAGCUCCAUCCAGCUACAAAUUUCUGAAAGAAAAUUGCUGCUGAUAAUCAAUUCUUAACAGUAUAUUUUCGCCAGAGAAACAAUGCCUGUGUGCAAUUAGAAAAAUUUUACGGUAAAGUGGCAGAAUGUCUUCUCUGGCAUUCUCAAUGAUGAGGAAAUGUCACUUUACACUUGGCCUAGGAUCUCAUGAGGGCUGAAAAGAUAUUCUUUUGUUAUUUUUCCUUAUUGGCUAUUCUGAAUUCUUAUUCUGAAAACUGUAAUGUUUGGUGAAAAUUAAUAAACACAAUAUAGUGGAACCCUGCGCUAUCUGAACCUGUCAACUUUUUGAAAUGCUGAAAAAUCGUAUAUUCUUUGAGUUAUCAGAGACAAAUUUUCUGCGCAACAUGCAGAAUCAGAUCACUCUAUCUACCCCCCAUACAGAAAAUGAGUGAGGAUUUUUCUUUGAAAUUUUUCCCAAAAGAUUAGUUUUGAUAGUUAAAAAGAACUAUAAAUGAAUUUCAUCUUGAACAUGUCCAGUAUUUUUGUAAGAAACAAAAAUAUUCAAUCGAAAGUAUGUAUAACUAAUUUACGUAUUCUUUCACUUGUUUCUUGACUAUUUCCAUGUACUGGCAAUUUUAGAGCACACAUUGUUCACCUUUAUAAUGUUGAAUGUUGGAGGUAUUUUUUUUUUUCAUUCGUUUUCAACUAUUGUGUCAGCUAUCUUGCAAUUUCUUCUCUUACGAGCAGCAUGUCAUUUUUCUUCUAAUGAAAAGUCCUUCAAUCUAACUGAAGUUUGUAAAUAAAAAUUUUAAAUUUCAGUAAAUUUCAGCAAUUUAUCAUUAACUUAUUUUAUCAUUUUACUUUUACCUAUAUUGAAUUAAACAUGUUCUAAAGUCUCUUCUAUUGUAUUAAUACUGUCUGUUUCCUUUCUGUAGAUCAAUUUUUGUUUUCUUUAUCUGUGAUAAAUAUAUUUUGUACUUAUUCUAA